AUGAAUCAAUCAAAGGGCCACCAAACAGCAAUGCACAUAUCUCCUCACUUUCUCUCUCCAACAAAUGUUUCUAAUGAACAUAUCAUCACCACUACCGCCUACCCUUCUGGUCCUCUCUCUCAUCUUUUUCACUUCAACUCUAUCCUUCACUGCCAACUUUUCUUUCUUUCUUUCUUUCUUUCCUUGUAGAUCAUAAUUGAACACUACACACGCAUAUCUAGGAUUUCAAAACCUGGUUUUAACUUGCUGCAUCAUAAUAUUAAUACCAUCAUGAACAAGCUGGUGGUGGAAGUACUUGAUGCCAGCGACCUUAUGCCAAAAGAUGGAGAAGGGUCAGCAAGCCCCUUUGUGGAGGUAGACUUUGAUGAGCAACAGCAGAGGACUCAAACCAAACACAAGGACCUCAAUCCUUAUUGGAAUGAGAAGUUUGUCUUCAACAUCAAUAACCCGAGAGAUCUUCCUCACCAGACAAUUGAAGUAGUUGUAUACAAUUACAAUGAUCAAAAACCAGGUAACCACAAGAACUUCCUUGGAAGGGUGAGAAUUUCAGGUGAUUCUGUCCCUUUCUCUGAGUCUCAAGCUACUAUCGAACGCUACCCACUUGACAAAAGGGGUCUAUUUUCAAAUAUCAAAGGAGAUAUUGCUCUUAGAAUUUAUGCUGUUCAUGAUCCUUCUGCUUAUACUGCUCCUUCUCCUCCUCCACAACUACAACCACAAGCCAGUGAAGAAUUUGAGCCUCAUCCUUAUCCUUAUGAGGAGGAGACUCCCUUGCAAGAAAUAAACACUAACAUAGUAGAUGAGGAAAGCAUGGUUGGUGAUAUUGAGAGGAAAAAUAAGAAGCACAAGAACAAGAAGAAAGAAAAGGAAGUGAGAACUUUUCACUCCAUUGGGACCGAGAAAGCUGCUCCAGCUCCUGCAGCAAGGCCUCCUCAAGCGGCACCAACAGUGGAAAUGAGAGCUGAUUUUGCAAAAGCAGGGCCACCCAAUGUGAUGUUAAUGCAGAUCCCGAAGCAAAACCCAGAGUAUGGAUUGGUGGAGACAAGUCCACCCCUUGCAGCUCGUUUGCGCUAUAGAGGAGGGAACAAGAUGUCAACCACGUAUGAUAUGGUGGAACAGAUGCAUUACUUGUACGUGAAUGUGGUGAAGGCAAGAGAUCUUCCAGUGAUGGAUAUCUCAGGAAGCCUUGACCCUUAUGUGGAAGUGAAGCUUGGUAACUACAAAGGGGUUACAAAGCACUUGGAUAAGAAUCAGAAUCCAGUUUGGAAGCAAAUCUUUGCCUUCUCAAAGGAGAGAUUGCAAUCAAAUUUGCUUGAAGUGACUGUGAAGGAUAAGGACAUUGGUAAAGAUGAUUUUGUGGGUAGAAUUAUGUUUGAUCUCACUGAGGUUCCUCUUCGGGUACCCCCAGAUAGCCCGCUGGCUCCUCAAUGGUACAGAUUGGAGGACAAGAAAGGGCAAAAGAUACAUCAUGGAGAAAUCAUGCUUGCAGUUUGGAUGGGAACACAAGCUGAUGAGUCAUUUCCAGAGGCCUGGCACUCUGAUGCUCAUAACGUUAGUCACUCAAACCUUGCAAAUACCCGUUCAAAGGUAUAUUUCACUCCCAAGCUUUACUAUCUUAGAGUUCAAGUGAUUGAAGCUCAAGAUCUUGUCCCUUCCAACAAAGGAAGAGCUCCGGAUGCUUGUGUUAGAGUAACACUAGGAAAUCAGAUGAGAUACACAAGGACUUCUCAAAUGAAAGUCAUUAACCCAGUUUGGAACGAUGAGCUCAUGUUUGUGGCAGCUGAACCUUUUGAGGAUUUUAUAGUUGUGACAGUUGAGGACAGAGUAGGUCCUGGUCCUAACAAUGUUGAGAUCUUGGGAAGGGAGAUUAUAUCAGUCAGAAGUGUUCCUCCCAGGCAUGAGAGCAAGCCCCCUGAUUCUCGUUGGUACAAUUUGCACAGGCCUAGUGCGGUUGGUGAGGAAGAAACAGAGAAAAAGAAGGAGAAAUUCUCAAGCAAGAUUCACCUCAGAAUCUGUCUCGAGGCAGGGUAUCACGUGCUUGAUGAGUCCACACAUUUUAGCAGUGAUCUCCAGCCAUCCUCCAAACAUUUGAGGAAGAAAAACAUUGGAAUUCUCGAACUUGGGAUACUGAGUGCCCGGAAUUUGCUUCCUAUGAAGGGCAAGGAAGGUAGGACUACUGAUGCAUACUGUGUGGCCAAGUAUGGCAACAAAUGGGUUCGAACCAGAACUCUGCUUGACACUCUAUCCCCUAGAUGGAAUGAGCAGUAUACAUGGGAAGUGCAUGAUCCAUGUACUGUGAUCACAAUCGGGGUUUUUGACAAUCACCACAUCAAUGGGAACGGUGACCAUAAAGAUCAGAGGAUUGGAAAGGUGAGAAUCCGGUUAUCAACUCUUGAAACUGAUAGAGUGUAUACUCAUUAUUAUCCUCUACUGGUUCUCCAACCCAAUGGCCUGAAGAAGAAUGGAGAGCUUCAUUUGGCAGUGAAAUUCACCUGCACAGCUUGGGUUAACAUGGUAGCACAGUAUGGAAGGCCUUUGCUUCCCAAAAUGCAUUAUGCCCAACCCAUACCUGUUAGGCACAUUGAUUGGCUCCGCCACCAGGCCAUGCAGAUUGUGGCAGCACGGUUGUCAAGAGCCGAGCCACCGCUUAGACAAGAAGCAGUUGAGUACAUGCUUGAUGUGGAUUACCAUAUGUGGAGUCUGAGGAGAAGCAAAGCCAAUUUUCACCGGAUAAUGUCACUCCUCUCAGGUGUUACAGCUGUGUGUAAAUGGUUUGACAACAUCUGCACUUGGAGAAACCCAGUGACAACCUGCCUUGUUCAUGUCUUAUUCUUGAUCUUGGUUUGCUACCCAGAACUGAUAUUGCCCACUAUUUUUCUUUACCUGUUUGUAAUUGGGAUUUGGAAUUACCGGUUCAGGCCAAGGCAUCCGCCCCACAUGGAUGCUAGGCUUUCACAAGCAGAAACCGCCCACCCAGAUGAAUUGGACGAGGAAUUUGACACUUUUCCAACUACAAGACCUGCAGAUAUUGUGAGAAUGAGGUACGACAGAAUGCGGAGUGUGGCAGGUAGAGUUCAGACUGUGGUUGGAGAUUUGGCAACUCAGGGAGAAAGAGCUCAAGCAAUAUUAGGUUGGAGAGACUCAAGGGCUACAUCUAUCUUCAUCAUCUUCUCACUGAUCUGGGCUGUGUUCAUUUACAUUACUCCCUUUCAGGUAGUAGCAAUUCUAGUAGGCCUCUACAUGCUGCGUCAUCCUCGGUUUAGGAGCAAGAUGCCAUCAGUGCCGGUUAAUUUCUUCAAGAGAUUGCCUUCUAAAUCAGACAUGCUGCUAUGAGGCCUGGCUUGGACCUCUCCCUUCCCCUGCCUAAUGUUUAAUUUUUGUGCACACAAAUAAUUCUAUAUAUAUGAAUAAACAGACCUGCACCAUUACACCCAAACGAAAGAGGGUGUAGCAAAGAUGUGAUAGUCCCCCUCCACUUACAUUAUAUGUAUAUCCCAAACCCUCAGAUUCAGCAAUAAAAAUAACUCGUAAUAGUUUUAUCAAA
Molecule: messenger RNA, 3541 nt
Organism: Lotus japonicus
Lineage: Eukaryota; Viridiplantae; Streptophyta; Magnoliopsida; Fabales; Fabaceae
Product: multiple C2 domain and transmembrane region protein 6
Exons: 1
Coding region: 271-3330 (1019 amino acids)
Source: RefSeq, a predicted model, not a curated record